UGUAUGUCAGGUGUUUAAAUCACAUUUUUUGAUUUGAUGUCUCCUAACAUAAAUCAUUUAAAUUUGUAUAUUGACUUGUUUCAACAAGGAAAUGUGUGUACAAGUGGUCUGAGGUAGUCAUAGAAUUCAAGAACCAAUUUCUGAUGAGAAAGAAUGAUGAAUGCCAAAAUGUUUUGUCAAUUUUAUUUUACGGCCACUACAAGCACCAAUCUGUCUGUUUUGUAAUAUCGUACCAAUGUAUAUGCAUAAUAAUAUUAUUGACUUUAUAAUAUUAAAUUAAUUAAUAUUUAAUGUUCUUAUUUAAUUAAUAAAAUAACAAUGUAUUUAAUUAAAUUCCCUGUCUGUAACAGGUGUGAGGUAGACUUCGACGAGUGUUUGUUAAACCCCUGUGAUAACGGAGGCUACUGCCAAAACCUCCCCAAUGGCUUCCACUGUGAGUGUGGGAUCAACUUCUCAGGCGACCAGUGCACAGUUGAUUGCAACGACUUCUACUUGUACCUGGGCCUGGUGCAGUUACAAUUCAUGCUCCAGCUCAUUUCCUACCUCAUCCUGCACAUUGAUGAUGGCCCAGAGAUAGACUGGGAACACCAGCAGAUGGACAACGACGAGGAGCCCAUUGGGGCCAACAUGGAUGACUGAGGGGCUAAUGGAGCCAACAUGGAUGACUAGGGGCCAUUGGGAGUCAACAUGGACAUCUAGGGGCCAUUGAGAACCAACAUGGAUGACUAGGGGCCAUUGGGUGUCAACAUGUGCUAUGACGAGUUGAUUGAAAGUUUUGCGUAGAUGUUGCCCACACCUCUUAGACACAAGUCUAGGAUCAGUAUACCCUCCCCAUAUCCUUACCUUCACCAUUAGGGGGUGGAAUGGAAAAACAGACCUCAGAUCACAUCUAGGGGCAUUCCAUCCCCUUUUAAAAAUGUCACCUAAAAUGACAUACCCAAA
Oncorhynchus tshawytscha (Chinook salmon) is the source of this 942-nucleotide messenger RNA. RefSeq names its product protein crumbs homolog 1-like. Bases 319 to 639 code for a protein of 106 amino acids. NCBI's taxonomy places the organism in Eukaryota, Metazoa, Chordata, Actinopteri, Salmoniformes, Salmonidae. The record is from RefSeq and is a predicted model, not a curated record. Gene Ontology annotation, molecular function: calcium ion binding. The transcript has a single exon.